Molecule: messenger RNA, 717 nt
Organism: Didymodactylos carnosus
Lineage: Eukaryota; Metazoa; Rotifera; Eurotatoria; Philodinida; Philodinidae
Source: the annotation of a GenBank genome assembly
AUGAAAAACGAACCAUCUAGUGAUAAUCGUGAUUCGAAUGAGCAAGAUAUUCGACGACGAUUACACGAUCGACCACACAGCGCGUCUUCUGCUGAUAUCGAUACACAAUCGACAUUUUUAAGAAAUAGAUCUGAUUCGUCCGAAACAAAUUUACGUGAUAAAACCGAUGAAUUAGAUUCAGUUCUUGAAGUGCCAACAAAAUGUGUUGAACAAGCCAAAGAAGUUGGUAAACGUGUUGUUGAAUAUGUUGUUGAUCAUGCUCUUCUUCCACAUUGGUUGCUGGAUAAUGAAUUUUUAAUUUCUGGACAUCGACCACCAAUGCCAAGUGUUAAACAAUGUUUUGCAUCAAUCUUUCAUCUACAUACUGAAACAGUUAAUAUUUGGACUCAUCUAUUGGUUCUCUUCAUUGCAUUUGGCCUUUUCGGUUUUAUUCCAACAAUGCACUAUGCAUUGGUAUUCGGUUUUAAACAUGCUUUUACGACUGGUGCUGCUCAAUGGUUGGCACUAAUGGCCGUUCUUUAUAUUACCGGUGCUUCUCUCUAUGCUGCGCGAAUACCUGAACGAUUGGCUCCAGGUUACUUCGAUAUAUGGUUUCAAAGUCAUCAAAUCUUUUAUGUGUUUGUCGUGGCUGCUGCUUGCGUUCAUUAUUAUGGCAUUUGUGUACUAUCACGUCAUCAAGUUAGUGUCGGAGAUUGUCAUGAAAGUGUAGAUGCCUAA